UCACCCAACAAAGUCAAGAAGACACACAAAGCAUCCACUCUUACCGCCCACUCCCGCUUAGAAUAAUACUAGAAUACCCAAGUGGGGUAAGCGGGCUUAAAGGAAUAGGGAUUUUAUAGUGGUGUAAUGAAUCAGGAAGAGUUAAGAUGAUUAAGUGUGUAUUGGAGUAUAGCAAGGGAAAUAAGUGACUUGGGAAGUGUUUUGAGAGAAUUUAUUGAGGGAAGAUUAGGGGCUGAAAGUAGACAGUAGGUGGUGAGAAAUUAUCAGUAAUGAUCACAAUCUUCUUUAGGAGUACUAGAAUUUGAACCUUAAUGACAGAUUUAUGAAGAAUAGAUGAGUUACUUUGAACUUAAUGUAUCAGAAGUCGUAGAUGAGUCUUAAAUCAAAUAGCUCAAAACAGGAAACCCUAAAGAUUAUCAAUGAGCAUUACCUUAAGAACUUACCUCAAUAUCCUAUUACUCUAAAUCUUCAGAUAUGUAUUGAAAAGGUCAGGAAUUUACACCUAAAUAUAGCCAAAAGAUCUAAUCUUACUCGCAAUUAUCUCUGGCUCUUCCCUAUCCUUGGGAGCAUAAGCUGAGCAACGGGAUCAGACAAGGCUAGAAGCUAAUUUUAAGGCAAUAAAAACCAGGUGAUAAGUUAGCUACAUAAGCGCACUGAACCACCUAAUACUAGCCAAGUGUUCAGCCACAACUAUAUUUUAUAGCUCAUGAGAACCCAGAAAAGGCCAAAACUU
Moneuplotes crassus is the source of this 733-nucleotide messenger RNA. Lineage: Eukaryota; Ciliophora; Spirotrichea; Euplotida; Euplotidae. The record is from the annotation of a GenBank genome assembly.